CUGUUUAUAUCACACAACCUCAUUCCAACAUGGCCGCGCACUGAGAGAAGCUCUAGCAACACUCGCAGCUCUCAUGACGAAUAUCAGCGCGUAGCGGAGUUGAUUUUUCCCACGUUGUGAAGAGACGUGUGUCGCGAUGUGGCCGCGGCUUCGCUCGGUCUGCUCUGGCAGCCGGACUAUCUGCAGAAGAGGCGCUGCUCUGUCAAAGCCGCCAAAGCUAACGGCUAAUGCUAACGUCAGUCACUUCACCCAAUCAGCUGCACUGUGUGCACCGACAAGCUCAGCUCUGCAGUACAGACAACACGGGGACCCCUCUCAAGUCGUCAAGUUGGAAGAUAUAGAUCUGCCACCCAUAGGUGCAAAGGAUGUCCUGGUUAAAAUCCUGGCAGCCCCCAUCAACCCGUCUGACAUCAACAUGAUUCAAGGUACUUACGCCAUCCUGCCUGACCUCCCAGCUGUUGGAGGCAACGAAGGGGUGGCCCAAGUCCUAGAGGUGGGCAGCCUGGUGAAGUCCCUCAAAACAGGAGACUGGGUCAUCCCAAGAGAUGCUGGUCUAGGUAUGUGGAGGACAGAGGCAGUUUUCUCUGAAGACGAUGUCAUUUCUCUCCCGAAUGACAUUCCCCUUUUGUCUGCUGCCACGCUUGGGGUUAACCCCUGCACUGCCUUCAGGAUGCUAUCUGACUUUGAAGAUCUUAAGCCAGGUGACACAGUCAUCCAGAAUGCAGCUAACAGUGGAGUCGGGCAGGCUGUCAUACAGAUUGCUGCUGCAAGAGGAGUGAACACAAUCAAUGUCGUCCGAGACAGGCCAGAGUUCACACAGCUCAGUGAUAGGUUGAAGGCCAUUGGAGCAACUCAUGUGAUUAAAGAAGAGGCCCUGAGGCGGCCUGAGUUUAAGGAGCUGUUAAAGACAUUUCCAAAGCCAAAGCUGGCGUUAAAUGGAGUCGGAGGCAAGAGUGCAACAGAACUGCUCCGUCAUCUACAGAUUGGAGGCUCCAUGGUGACGUAUGGAGGGAUGGCCAAACAGCCGGUUACUGUCCCUGUGAGCGCUCUUAUCUUCAAGGAUGUGAAAGUUCGGGGGUUUUGGGUCACGCAGUGGAAGAGAGAUCACUCAAAAGAUGAACAAGCAUUUCGAGCCAUGGUUGAUGAACUGUGCUCCCUCAUCCAGCAGGGAAAGCUAACAGCUCCUGCCUGCACCGAGGUGGGACUCCGAGACUUCAGCAAAGCUCUUGAAGCGUCUAUGAAGCCUUUCACUUCAGCUAAACAGGUCCUAAUCAUCUGAACGGCCCGGUCUUAUCAAGAAAAGACUGUCAAGAUCCCAGUGUAUCGACUGAAGUGUGUUGUUUAUGUGUCAAAUACACUGCUCCAGCACAUGGACUACUCAAUAAAUGUGUCUUUAAUUGGCUCAAAGUCCAGUCUCUGUUCUGCAGUGACACUUUACUGGCAGUAAUCCAAAACUCAUUAAAACUUUAUAAAGAGAUAUGAGAUAACAGGAAUCGUCUUAGAACCCAGAUAGUGCAGCUUUAUCAGAAAUAGGUCACAUGUACAUUUAAGUGAUGCAGACCUGAACAAGUGCAAUUCAUGUUUAUCAUCAGACUUAUUGGAACAUUUCUCAUAUUGCAAGUGUGUUUAUUCUUUCCGUUAAAAACAUCAUUCAUACAACUAUAACGAUAGAUUCCUGGGUUUAUUAAAUAGAAACAGUAGAGGUUCAGAGGAAAUCACAGGGUAAUAGAACAUCUGGAUCUGCUCCAGAACAUCAGAGUCAAUGUGUUGUGUAUGUACUCAAGCCACUGAGCCACAGGACGAUAAGUGUUUGACUAGAUAUGAAGUGUUCAACCAAAACCCAUAGACCACAUUAAAGAGGCCGCACCUAAAGCUAAA
This is a messenger RNA of Pleuronectes platessa (European plaice), 1878 nucleotides long. RefSeq names its product mitochondrial trans-2-enoyl-CoA reductase (gene mecr). Gene Ontology annotation, molecular function: trans-2-enoyl-CoA reductase (NADPH) activity. The transcript has 10 exons. Gene Ontology annotation, biological process: fatty acid metabolic process. The record is from RefSeq and is a predicted model, not a curated record. Gene Ontology annotation, cellular component: mitochondrion. NCBI's taxonomy places the organism in Eukaryota, Metazoa, Chordata, Actinopteri, Pleuronectiformes, Pleuronectidae. The coding region runs from base 137 to 1279 and encodes 380 amino acids.